Molecule: messenger RNA, 1428 nt
Organism: Gasterosteus aculeatus aculeatus (three-spined stickleback)
Lineage: Eukaryota; Metazoa; Chordata; Actinopteri; Perciformes; Gasterosteidae
Product: thiol S-methyltransferase TMT1A
Molecular function (GO): S-adenosylmethionine-dependent methyltransferase activity
Source: RefSeq, a predicted model, not a curated record
ACGCAGACAUCCUCUCUGAGGUAUUAGGAGCGUAAUCGUCUGAUCCCGUAAGUCUCCAGCUGUAGUGGCUUUGCUCGGCUCUGCUCAGACACCAGAGGAUGAAGACUUGUCUGAUGAAAGCAUGCAGGCUGCUCUGCGUCACGUUGACUCUACCGUUGUACCUGCUGGAAAUCACGGGCCUGUGCGGUUUGUACAAGCGCGUGUUUCCCCUGCUUGCGUACAACAUCACGUUUUCCUACAACGCUAAAAUGCACAAAACGAAGAGGGAGCUUUUCCGAAACGUGGCCACAUUUGCCAACGACGACGGCGCUCUUCGCCUGCUGGAGAUCGGCUGCGGCAGCGGGGCCAACUUCCGGUUCUACCCGGACGGCUGCACGGUGACCUGCGCCGACCCCAACCCUCAUUUCCAGAAGUACCUGCGGAUGAGCAUGGACGCGAACGCGCAUUUGACGUACGGCGCGUUCGUCGUGGCCUCCGGGGAGGACAUGGAGGCGGUGAAGGACGAGUCGGUGGACGUCGUGGUGUGCACCUUGGUUCUCUGCUCGGUGACCGACGUGCAGCGCGUGCUGCAGGAAGUCCGGCGCGUCCUCAGAACGGGUGGAGCCUUCUUCUUUUUGGAGCAUGUUGUCUCAGAUUCCUCUUCCGGUACAUACUUCUUACAGCAUGUGUUUGAGCCUGUGUGGUACUAUCUUGGAGAUGGCUGCAUGGUUACCAGAGCAACGUGGAAAGAUCUAGAGGCUGCUGGUUUUUCUGAACUUCACCUAAAACAUGUUGAGGCUCCAAGGGUUUCUAGGAUGAUAAGAGCACAUAUCAUGGGGUAUUCCAUUAAAUGACUGCAGGAAAGACGUUAUUGUGCCUCUCAUGGGAUUCAGGAAGUUUAGACAGGGCAUUUGUCACCAUGAGAAUAUGUUUUGCUGCUCACCCGUAGCAAUCGGAUUAUUAGUUCUCUCUCUAGAUCCCAUCAUGUAACAACACUUUCAUUGGUUCAAUAUUAACAAUGUGUUCAAAUUCAAACGUCUUAAUGUCUCAUGUCAACUAAAUAUGUACAUUUUCAUUUCCACUGAACAAAGUUACGCAAGCCACUGCAUUUGAGUGAAAAUAUAUUUAUGUAUUUACACAAUCAGCAACAUUUCAUACAGUUUGUUCAUCUUUCCCAGCCUUCCCAAGAUGUACAUUAAUAAAUAUUACCUGGACACUGCUUUUUCCCUGAUUGUCUAAGUAACCUCUAAAAAAACAACAAACCGCCCUCAAAGUCAUUAUUUGUUACCCUUUAUAUUCCAUUGCACGAAAAGAAGGAAUGACGAUUGUAACAUCUCCUUAUAGAGAAUGAGGGGAAUUGCUGGUCCACAAUAUAAAAACAGGAAUUACAUUUGUGUGGGAUUCAUACAGUCAACAUUCUGCUGAUGCUGGUAGAGGAUAAAAAAAAAA